AUGAACAAUAAACUCCCACCCUCAUUUCGCAUUGACAUGGAUGACAAGAAGGCCUGGAGUCCCGAGUCUUCAUCCGAACCGUCGGCUUUCGAGGGCGACAUGCAUCAAGUGAAAAGAACAUUUACACGACGGCUUACAGAGAGCUUCAAACGAGACCCAAACGCCAGCGUCACCCGGUCAUCUAUCAGCGCAGGCGACAAUCACCAUCAUUAUGAUGCCGAGGCUGCGGCGCAGGCGACUGCCAUGUCGCCCUUACUGCGUAGACUCAAGGGUCGACACCUACAGAUGAUAGCGAUCGGCGGCAGUAUAGGCACCGGCCUGUUUGUUUCAAGCGGCAGAGCUCUGGCAUAUGGAGGUCCUGCGUCAUUAUUGAUUGCAUUCACCCUGACAGGGUGUAUGUUGUACUGCACGGUACAAGCGCUGGGCGAACUAGCCGUGUUGUUCCCAGUCGCAGGCUCCUUCGCGGCAUACUCGACUCGCUUUCUCGACCCAGCGUGGGGAUUCGCCAUGGGCUGGAAUUAUGCGAUGCAGUGGCUUGUUGUGCUCCCAUUGGAAAUCGUGUCGGCCUCCAUCACGGUCGACUACUGGAUACAAAACGUUAGCUUAAAUGCUGCAUGGGUGGCCAUCUUCCUCGUCAUGAUCGCCGUCAUCAAUUUCUUCGGGGUAAAAGCAUACGGCGAGGCUGAAUUUGUCUUUUCCGUCAUCAAAGUCACAGCAGUGAUAGGAUACAUUUUGCUCGGUGUUCUCGUUAACAUCAUGGGUGGUGUUGACAGCAACGGCCGCGCUGAUGGCAGUUACAUGGGCUUUCGCCUCUGGCACCAUCCAGGCGCCUUCCAUAAUGGCUUCAAAGGCUUGUGCAGUACUUUUGUAACAGCAGCCUUCGCUUUCGCAGGCACUGAGCUAGUUGGUUUGGCUGCCGCAGAAACAGAGAACCCGAGGAAGACUCUACCUACAGCAAUCAAGCAGGUAUUUUGGCGAAUCACACUCUUCUAUAUCGUCAGUCUAUUGAUUGUCGGCACACUGGUCCCCUAUGAUGACCCACGUCUCCUGAACGGCCAAAGCAACGCCGAUACCAAAGCCUCGCCCUUCGUCAUAUCGAUCCAAAAUGCCGGUCUCGCCGUCCUUCCGUCCGUGAUGAACGUAGUGAUAAUGAUCUCGGUCCUCUCGGUCGGCAACUCCAGCAUCUACGGGUCUUCACGCACAUUAGCCGCGCUCGCCGAACAACGUCAAGCACCCUCUUUCCUCGCAUACAUCGAUCGCAAAGGCCGGCCCCUCUACGCCAUCAUUAUCUCCACGGCCCUGGGUUUCCUCGCCUUCCUCGCGGCCUCGGCCAAGCAACAGGACGCAUUCAACUGGAUGCUCGCGCUCUCGGGCCUCUCGUCCAUCUUCACGUGGGGCAGCAUCUGCCUGGCCCACAUCCGCUUCCGCAAGGCGUGGAUCGAACAGGGCCACACGCUCGACGAGCUCGCCUUCCGCAGCCCCGUGGGCGUCGUGGGCUCCUGGAUCGGCCUGGGGUUCAACAUCAUCGUGCUCAUUGCGCAGUUCUGGACAGGCUUCAGCCCCGUGGGCUACGCGAGCGAGAGCGCCUCCGAUCUCGUCAUCAACUUCUUCCAGGCCUACCUGGCCGCCCCCGUCGUCGUCAUCAUGUACAUCGGCUACAAAGUGUACAUGCGCACGAGCAUCAUCAAGACAAGAGACAUGGAUCUCUUCACGGGGAAACGCGAGAUGAACGUCAAGAGUCUCGUCGCCGAGGAGAGGGCCGACCGACUUAACUGGCCUACUUGGAAGAAGGUUUAUAAAUUUCUUUGCUGA
Messenger RNA from Exophiala spinifera, 1812 nucleotides. RefSeq lists its product as uncharacterized. Gene Ontology annotation, molecular function: amino acid transmembrane transporter activity. The transcript has 5 exons. The record is from RefSeq and is a predicted model, not a curated record. Lineage: Eukaryota; Fungi; Ascomycota; Eurotiomycetes; Chaetothyriales; Herpotrichiellaceae. Bases 1 to 1812 code for a protein of 603 amino acids. Gene Ontology annotation, cellular component: membrane. Gene Ontology annotation, biological process: amino acid transmembrane transport.